Ustilago hordei is the source of this 516-nucleotide messenger RNA. RefSeq lists its product as uncharacterized. The transcript has a single exon. The record is from RefSeq and is a predicted model, not a curated record. The coding region runs from base 1 to 516 and encodes 171 amino acids. NCBI's taxonomy places the organism in Eukaryota, Fungi, Basidiomycota, Ustilaginomycetes, Ustilaginales, Ustilaginaceae.
AUGGGUUCUGUCUUCUCCUGCCUCGCAUCCACUUUCAUGUACCUCGGCGAGUUCGUCGAGAACGCGUUUCUGGCAGUCGGCGAGAUCGGAGCCGUACUAAGUCGUGCUCUCAUUGGCAUCGUUGUCAGUCUGUGUGACUUUCUGGCAGCCAUCAGCUGCUGUUACCGAGUGCCAUGGUCUCAACGACCCGACCGGUCCUUUUUCACUUACUCUUCUCUCACUUACUCUUCUCAGGACAACACGCAGCUGGCUACCACGAAUAGCUCGACACUGGCAAGCGUUGGUGGCAAGCAAGUGCUUUCGAGCCUCUUGACUAAACAAGGCAGAGAACAGCGCGAGGAGAUCAAGGCUGCUCGCAAGAAAGCUGCCAAGGUUAAGGCUGAGAAGGAUGCUGUAGUGAGCAUUACCAAGAAGGAGGAAGAGGCAAAGAAGAAGACGGCUGCCGAAGAAGAGAACAAGUCGGCCAAGGAAGAGAAGGCUAAGGAAGAGAAGGCUGCUGCUGCUGUCAAGGCCUAG